AGAGGGAAAUUUAUUUGUGUUGGUUUUGCCAACCUAUGUGAGUUUUAUAAAAGAAAGUUGAAAGUUUUGUUGUGUAAUUGGCGGGGAAGUGUCUAAAGUUUGUUUUGAAUGUUAUGUUUAUUUUUACUAUAAAAAUGCUGAUACUACUGAUAAUGUCUUAGUCUAAGUGUUAUUACUUUUCGAAAUUGUAAAGUUUCUUUCAGUGAUGUUCAGUGUUGACAAUGAUUUCGAUAUAGAUGAAGAUUUCCUGAAGGAUGUGUUCAAGACUGCGGAGGAUCACACCGGGCCCAAGAGGGCAUCGCCCUCGCCCUCGCCUCAUGAGGCUGUCACCAAGAAGCUCCGGGCUGGUGGCACCGCGCUGCCUCUCACUUCUGCUUUGUCACCUCACGUGACCGUUGUUGCCCCACCGUCGCACCAGGCUAAAGCCCCGGGUAGUGCGACGAAGGGACGUGCCAGUGAGUGCGUGUCCAGGCAAAGGAAGUUCCCGGGACCAGCCGGCCUCCUUCCCGACAGGGGCAGCGGCUUCAACAGGACGCUGGAGGCUCGGUCGGACAGCGAUGACGACUCUGAGACUCCGCUCCAGGGUCUGUGCUCGCAGCUGGCGGAGGGAGUGUUCCAGUCGGAGGCAUGGGUGCGCGCAGGCCGGGACCUGAGCCUGGGCGGUGACGAGGGCACGGCACUGGCGGCGUGCACUCUGCGCUGGGCGCGCGGCAAGGCUCUGGCCGGCCAGCUGCCGGGCUUGCGCGUGCCGCUGCUGCGCGUCGCCCUGCGCGCCAUUGACUGCUCCCUGCAGGACCCCUUCGUGCUGUUCCACGACUCCACCGGUCAGAUGCCGGGCACGCUCCACCGCGAGGUGCGCGAGGCCCACGAGGCACGGCUGCACCCGGGCACGGUGCUCGUGCUGCACCAGGUGGGCGUGCUGACCAUGCGACGGACGCUCAGGAACCACUGCCUGAACGUCACUGCCAACAACCUGGUGGCCAUCUACCAGACUCCGGACCCGCAGCGCCCCGACGCUGUGGAGGUGGUGCGCCUGCGCGAUGUUUCCCUGCUCGAAGCCGCACGUGCCGUGCGUGCCAUCAAUGAGAGGCGCCUGGCGCCGGACCUGCCAGGCACGCGCCUGUCUGACUGUGGCGACCAGCAGCUCUUCUCCACUGUGGGCCCUCGCCCUGGGCUGACGUACCUUGGGGGCGCCUUGAGCCCCAGCACUCGCCUGUGCAAUGGUACCUCCAGUGUACCUAGGGACUGCACAAGCGUGAAUCCUUCGCCUCGGAGCUUCCGUACGCCCCUGCGCAACACUACCUCCAGCGUGCCUCGUACAGUUCCUGGAGGCUCCGCAAGCACGACUCCUUCGCCUCGGAGCUCCAGCGUCUCUGUGUUGGCGGCAUACUCUGCCCAGAGCACACUCAAUGGCAGCAUGCACGGUGUGCCACGGCCUGGGAGCGAGCGGCUCUCGAGCAACACUGCUUCUGCCAAAGGGUUCACGCCAAAGACGUCGCAGCUGACUGGUCCAGGGACCCCCUGUCUCAACAAUGCCCGGUGCUCGUGGGCGGUGGCGGAGUCCGACGACGAGCGGAGGAUCGCGGAGAGCGUCCUGGACUGCAUUGACCCAUCGCAGCUGUUCGAUGAGGAUUUCUGAUGGCUGCAGUUGCUGGUGAGGGUGCGAGGCUCUCUCGUAGUUGUGGGAGUUGGAGACCGCUACUGUUUCACUGAAGUUGUGAACUGUGCGAAAUGAUAAUUUGUUGAGCUUAGACUUUCAUAAUAUUCAGAAUCCAUAAAAAUGACAUUUGACACUACCAAUAUUGAUUAUUACUGAACAGAACUAAACUUUAAACAGUAUAUAUUUGUUUCCACAGCAUUUUAUUGAAUGCAAAGUCUAAAGAAUAUUUUUGGGUACUGAAGUUUGUAAUACCAAAUUACUCGAUUUUAAGGUGCACAUUUUUUUUGGUGACUUUUUGAUCUCGGAAAAUAGGGGUACAUUUUUACAAUCAGUGGCAUCUUGCAUCAACCAAAUGAAUUUCAUUUUAAGAUGACUUAUGUAUUGAUUUACUGUCUUUGUAAGCAAACUCAUUAAUGAUUGUAAUAAGGUUAAAGAAAGCAGUUAAUUUUGUGCCAGUCAUCUGUCAUAUUAUGUUACAAUGCCAAUUGUUAUGGCAUUAAACGGAAAAGAUACUGUACGCAUUUAAUGCAAGGUCACCUGGCACAACUUGUGCUCAAAACCUGUUGAGCAGCACUGAAGGUUCCAGGUGACCAUUCACCUGUAAAAAAUACACGUGUUGAUGAAAUUGAAAUGCAUUGCAUCUUGUAGGUUAACUUUUUCUUGUAAAGAAACUGUAACCAAAAUGAAAUUUGUCUUAGAUUUGAGUAAAUGCGGUACUUAAGUCUACAAAAACCUUAACAUUACUAAAAGUAUCUAGUGGCAGAGUGAAACUUGAGAAUUUUUGGACACGCUAUGGAUAAGACUUUUCAUUGCAGAUUAAUGUAUAUUUUUGUAUUUUCCAAUUUUUUUAAUUUAAAACCAUUAUAUAAAUAUUAGAGUUGUAAGUACGUGUGUUAGAAGUUAGAUAUUAAAGGAAGAAGAAAAACAGUU
Molecule: messenger RNA, 2590 nt
Organism: Bacillus rossius redtenbacheri
Lineage: Eukaryota; Metazoa; Arthropoda; Insecta; Phasmatodea; Bacillidae
Exons: 6
Coding region: 206-1639 (477 amino acids)
Biological process (GO): recombinational repair
Source: RefSeq, a predicted model, not a curated record